AGUGGAGGAGAGCAGACAUCAUAUAAAGUUCUUCUUCCUCUGCUUUCCUUUUUCUUCAUUUCCAUUUCCACUUCUGCUCUGCAACUUUCUUCCAUUCUUCUGCUCCUUUCAUUUUCUUCCCAUUUCUCACACCAAUUUCUCUUAAUCUCUCUCUGUUUCUUUACCUGAACUACGUAACUCUGUUCUUACAUUCUCUUUAUCCUCUUUUUUCUGUGAUUUUUUUUUUCAUGUUUUUCUGUUCGUUCUUCGUUUUGAUCUUGUGUUGAGAAUCUUUGAGAUUUGUCUUUCUAUCUAGCUGUUUUUUCACUCUGUUUUUCUUGCAUUUGCUGAGUUUGUCCUCAAAUAAGGAUUUGUGCUCUGUUUUUUCUUCUGUUUCUUCUAUGGAAUAUGGUGCAUUUUGGAUUCUAUUUUGAUGUUCUAGCUCUGGAGUUUUCUUGUUACGUUUUGUUUGGUGUUUUUGUACUGUUUUUUCUGGUUACGUAUACUUGGACUUGACGGGGGGAGGAACAGCGCCUUCUGAUGGCGCUGUUUAGAAAAUUGUUCUGCCGGAAGCCUCCAGAUCGGCUUCUAGAGAUGUCGGAGAGAGUUUACGUGUUUGAUUGUUGCUUCUCUACGGACGUCUUGGAAGAGGAUGAAUACAAAGUGUACUUUGCUAGCAUUAUACCAAAGCUGCAAGACCACUUUCCUGAUGCUUCUUUCAUGGUGUUUAACUUUAGUGAACGAAAGAGGAAGACUAGAACUUCAGAUAUAUUGUCUCAUUAUGGUAUGACAGUUAUGGAGUAUCCUCUGCAAUAUGAAGGGUGUCCACUACUGCCAUUGGAGAUGAUCCACCACUUCAUUCGGUCGAGUGAAAGCUGGUUGUCCUCUGAGAGACAGAAAAAUGUAUUGUUGAUGAACUGUGAACAAGGAGGAUGGCCAAUCCUUGCUUUCAUGCUUUCAGGUCUCUUAUUGUACCGCAAACAAUAUGAGGGGGAGCAAAAGACCCUUGAAUUGGUCUACAGGCAAGCUCCUAGAGAACUUUUCCAUGUUCUCUCUCAGAUAAACUCACAGCCUUCUCAAAUGAGAUACCUUCAGUAUAUUUCUAGGAGAAACCUAGGUUCUGAUUGGCCUCCACCUGAUUCACCUCUAAUUUUAGAGUGUCUGAUACUUCGGGACCUUCCGAUGCUUGAUGGAGGAAAAGGGUGCAGGCCUAUCAUACGCAUUUACAGCCAGGACCCGUUAACACCACGAAAUAAAAGUCCAAAACUUGCUUUUUCUAGUGCAAAGAUGAAAAAACAUGGUUGCCAGUAUCUACAGGCAGCAAGCGGACUGGUAAAACUGGAUGUCCAUUGUCAUGUUCAAGGGGAUGUUGUUCUUGAGUGCAUCCAUUUAGAUGGUGAUCUAAUACACGAGGAAGUGAUAUUUAAAGUCAUGUUUCACACGGCGUUUGUGCAUUCAAACAGUUUGAAGCUCAAUCGUGAUGACGUUGAUAUUAUAUGGGAUGCCAAGGGGCAGUUUCCUAAAGAUUUUAUAGUAGAGGUACUUUUUCUGGAUCCUGAUGAUGCAGUGCCAAACGUCUCUCCUGUGACGAAAAGUGAUGACAAAAUUGAAAUAGUAAGCAAUUCGACUGAGGAGUUUUUUGAAGUGGAAGAAAUAUUUAGCAAUAUAGUUGACGUGCAGGAAUACGAUGUUCAAAUGGUACAUGCUAAUGAAGUAGAUGAUAUUGAUCAUCAAACAGUUUGGAAGGAAGAUGCAGAUCCUCCUACAUUCCAACGCUGUAAAUCUUUUGGAGGGAGUCGUAACUUGGACAAGAAGAUCGAUUGUAACGUUGAAGCAGUGAAAGACAUCACUGUCGAUGAUGUGACUUUCAAGCGAGAUGAAAAAAUGGACUCUGGUCUUCAUGUAGUGAAGGACAUUGUUAUGGAUUAUUCAGAUAAAAAGUCAAAUCCUCCGCUAUUUUCUGUUAACGUACUGAGACGCAUGGGAAUCAAGGAACUGAUAGACGAUGUGUACAACAAGUUGGAAGAGGUUGAGCAUCAAGGGUAUCUAGAAGAUACUGCUAUUCCAGACUUUGAAUCGAAUGUUCCUGCGAAAAAAUUGGAUUCUGAUGCGUGGAGGCUUAAAUAUGAGAAGUUGCAGCCACUAGCAUCUAGGAAACAGCCUUCGUCAACAGCUAAGCUAUUAAAUAAUACAACCUUAGCUAAACAGAAGACCAAACAACCAGAAGAUCAGGGCUCUCUUAUUCAGGCAAAACCAAAAACUCUUUCUAGAUGGACUCCACAUGACAAAGAAUCUUACAUAAACUCCAUGCAUGUGUUUUAUCCAUCAUCAUGGCAUACUGGUGCCUCAGCAACAUGUAUUAGUUCUCCUACUAGAGAUUCUUAUUCAUAUUCAACUUCAAAACCUGCUUCUAUUACUUUAGGACUGCUGCUGUCAACUGAUACAGCAGAUGAACAAAACUGUAACAUGGUGAGUCCUAGAAGGCCUUUAUGUUGUUCUGCAACAGAGAUUCCCACGAGUAAACCGCAAUCCCCACUUGGCUCCCCAAAACAAUUACCAAAUGCUGUUCUGCAUCAAGAUCCUACUCUACGGUCACCAGUUCUUCAUGCUAACACGUCUUUCUUGCAUACAUCAUCUCCUAAAUCUUCUUUGCCACCCUCUUCAUAUAUUCACAUAAAUGCUAGAUCUCCACCACCUCCACCACCACCACCACCACUACCUCCUCCACCUUCCAGUCACGUGGCCUCUAAAAGUUCAGCGUUGGUGCGUGGAAAUGCACCUAAGCAUAGAGCUCCACCAGUACCACCUCCACCUCCUGUACGUAAAGCUCAACCACAAUUACCUCCCCCACAGCCACCCCGUUCACCUGGAGCUUUGCUUUCUCCACGCCUAUCUAAUGCUGGAGCUUUUCCACCACCCCCUCCCCCACCUCCUCCAAUUCAGAAAGCUCCUCCACAUUUAACCCAAGGGCGACAGGCUUUAAAAUCUCCAACAACCUGUGUGGUGUCAUCAUCAUUGCCGUCUCCAAUUUGUAAUGUGCCAUCACCUCCUCAACCUACGACAGGUCCCCUUCCACUGGUUCCUUCUCCUUCCAGACCUUCAGGAGGUAUGUCUCCACACCCGGGAGCUAAAGGAGUAAAUUCUUCAACUGAUGUGAAAACAUCAUCUGUUGUGAGGGGACGUGGGUUCUCACGGUCAUUGGGCACGGGGGUGGCUGCUACAGGACCUCAACGAUCAUCAUUAAAACCUCUGCAUUGGAGCAAGGUGACUCGGGUACUACAAGGGAGCUUAUGGGAAGAAUUGCAAAGAUUUGGAGAUCCUGAAAGUGCACCAGAAUUUGAUGUAGCUGAGCUGGAGACACUUUUCUCUGUGACUGUCCCUAAACCUAUUGUUGAUUCAGGAGGUAAAUCUGGAGGACGAAGGAAGUCAGUUGGAUCAAAAUUGGACAAAGUUCACUUGAUUGAUCUUAGGCGGGCAAAUAACACUGAAAUCAUGCUAACAAAAGUUAGAAUGCCACUGUCUGACAUGAUGGCAGCAGUUCUCUCCAUGGAUGAAUCGAUAUUAGAUGUAGAUCAAGUGGAAAAUCUUAUCAAAUUUUGCCCCACCAAAGAGGAGAUGGAACUUCUCAAGGGAUACUGUGGUGACAAGGAAAAACUCGGAAAGUGCGAACAGUACUUUUUGGAGAUGAUGCAAGUGCCUCGUGUGGAGUCAAAGUUAAGAGUGUUCUCUUUUAAGAUUCACUUCAGCUCUCAGAUAGUAGAGUUCAAAAAAAGCCUAAACACUGUAAACUCAGUCUGUCAAGAGGUGAAGAACUCUUGCAAAUUGAAGGAAAUAUUGAAGAGAAUUCUUUGCCUGGGGAAUAUGCUGAACCAAGGAACUGCUAGGGGUUCUGCCAUUGGAUUCAGGUUGGAUAGUCUCUCGAAACUCACUGAUACUCGUGCUACUAACAAUAAGAUGACUCUCAUGCAUUAUCUCUGUAAGGUCCUCGCUUCGAAGUCACCAUCACUUCUUGAUUUUCAUCUGGACCUUAGUAGCUUGGAAGCUGCAUCUAAGAUACAAUUGAAGUCUUUGGCGGAAGAAAUGCAAGCAAUAACAAAAGGAUUGGAAAAGGUGAAGCAAGAACUAGUUGCAUCUGAAAGCGACGGCCCCAUCUCCGAAGCUUUUCGUAAGACAUUGAAAGGAUUUGUUACUCUUGCCGAGAAGGAGGUGGAAUCUGUGACCGUUCUUUACUCAGCGACGGGUAGAAAUGCGGAUGCACUUACACAAUAUUUUGGCGAGGAUCCUGCCCGUUGUCCAUUUGAACAAGUUACAGGAACUCUCUUCCAUUUUACUCGUUCCUUUAUGAAAGCACACGCAGAGAAUUGCAGGCAGUUGGAAAUGGAGAUGAGAAGGCUGAGAAAAUAAGUGAAAUUUGGAAAAAGGCCACGAGCAUCAUCAAGCUGAUGAAGAAGUUUGUGAGGGGUGAUAUUCAAUUCGACGAUUGCAACAAGAUACGAUAUAGUAUCCGAGGAUGUCAAAAAGAUCCUUUCUUAGGACACCAGAAAUCUAAGAUCGAUAGAAUUUGGAAAUUGCAGAAACUUUAGCAUCCCACAAGGCUAAUCUAGGACAAGGAUCAUCCAUGCUAUGCCAAAAUUAUGACUCUGAAUUCUCUCCAAAUGAACAAAAUUGUACUUCAAUCUUAUGUGGUCAUAACGUAGGAUCAAGAAGUAAAGGAAACAUAGGCUUACUUUUUUCUGCAGAAUCUGAGUUACUUAGAUCCAUUGGAAGGAUCAGGCCCUUUGGAGUCAUAGCCUUCUUGAAAGAGUUCAUGUAAGUAGAGAAAUUUGAUUUCAGAUUUACAACAGACCAGCGCCUAAGAACCGUUCAGACUUCAGCCGUAGGAUCUAACACCUGGCAUAAUAGCUAUCUGUACAAAGCUCUCUCCCUGUUCAUAUCUUAUGAUUGACACCAAUUCUGUAACAUUCAGAGGUUCUGUCCCUGAAGAUGUUGUAUAGCUCUUUAGUUAAGAUGUUAGAAGUCAGCCAUAGCUAACUUCUGUGACUGUAACAUAAUGUACUACUCUACUUCUUAGACAGAGCAUGAAGCUAUCAACAUUUGG
Messenger RNA from Cucurbita moschata (crookneck pumpkin), 5077 nucleotides. RefSeq names its product formin-like protein 20. The transcript is spliced from 17 exons. The record is from RefSeq and is a predicted model, not a curated record. Lineage: Eukaryota; Viridiplantae; Streptophyta; Magnoliopsida; Cucurbitales; Cucurbitaceae. The coding region runs from base 520 to 4383 and encodes 1287 amino acids.